AUGGGUUCCAAUUCACACUCGCACUCAUCCAAACAUGCCAUCAAACUACGAGGAGCAGGAGGGGCCAGUGCGCAAGGAACGCGACCCUCGCAGCAGGAUCAAUACACAAUAAUCCUUCCGGACCAGAUCCCCAAGAGCACGAUUCCCGAUGAACUGGCCAUCUUUGCGGUCUACGACGGACAUGGCUCUAGAAAGGUCGCGCAACACGCACACCGGCACGUCAGGGAGCUCCUCUUCGGAGGCGACGCACUACAAGCCGGUCGGUAUGAGGAAGCUAUCCGAGAAGCCAUCCGAAAAGAAGAAGAAAUGCUUCUUGAAGAAUGUCAAGACGGGGAGGACAAAUUCGCGAUCGCCGGAUCGACGGUCUCGGUGGUGAUUAUCAAUCUUACCAAGGGCGUGAUGGUGGUGGGUAAUCUGGGCGAUUCGCAUAUCCUCAUGGGCGAGUGCGAUAUAACCGGACAAUUGGAGACUGUGCAUCGGUUGACGCAAGACCACAAACCCGACUGUCCGAGAGAGAAGGAGAGAAUCGAGGAGGCGGGGGGAAGGAUCAACUAUGAGUCGGACACAGCGCGGAUAGGAGCCUUGAAUAUGUCACGCGCACUGGGAGAUCUGCAGUAUAAAAACCCACUCAACAAUGAUACUGCAGGUCCAAGCACUGCAGGCCAGGAACUUGCGGCGAUGACGCCGUCCAUUGAACAGGGCAACUUCUUAUCUGCUGAACCGGCAAUUAUCCGGGUAGACCUGCAGCAAGAUCGUCGGUAUAUCCUGGCUUUGACGACGGAUGGUGUCACCAACGUGCUGGAGGAUAAUGUCGUCAUCAAUGAACUCAAGACACGGCAUGAGGGAGGACUAGGAGUGCAACAGGUGGCAGAUGAGCUCGUCCGGGAUGUUGUAGAGGGUUCGCGGAGGGAUAACGCUACAUGUAUUGCGGUAUUCCUGGAUGGAUGUUUGUCUUGA
Messenger RNA from Aspergillus pseudoviridinutans, 957 nucleotides. RefSeq names its product PP2C family serine/threonine-protein phosphatase. NCBI's taxonomy places the organism in Eukaryota, Fungi, Ascomycota, Eurotiomycetes, Eurotiales, Aspergillaceae. Gene Ontology annotation, biological process: protein dephosphorylation. The transcript is spliced from 5 exons. Gene Ontology annotation, molecular function: protein serine/threonine phosphatase activity; cation binding. The coding region runs from base 1 to 957 and encodes 318 amino acids. The record is from RefSeq and is a predicted model, not a curated record.